This is a messenger RNA of Fusarium proliferatum ET1, 1803 nucleotides long. RefSeq lists its product as uncharacterized. Gene Ontology annotation, molecular function: protein binding. The coding region runs from base 1 to 1803 and encodes 600 amino acids. Lineage: Eukaryota; Fungi; Ascomycota; Sordariomycetes; Hypocreales; Nectriaceae. The record is from RefSeq and is a predicted model, not a curated record. The transcript is spliced from 4 exons.
AUGUCGUCGGGUUUGGAUGCAGCGGGACUGGCCCUUGCCGCUACCCAGCUCUGCGGUGCCUUGGCAACUGGGAUUUACUCUCUCAUCCAGGAAAUUAGAGACGCCAGUAAAGAUGCUAAGAUAAUGCAAGACACUCUUUCUGCGCUCCAUACACGCCUCGACCAGGUCCGGGCAUUAUUUGAUGCAAACGUACCAGAAUCACCGUUAGAGAAAGACUAUCGUGCUUCAAUUGACAAAGCUCUUGAUACCAUCCACCGAGACCUCCUAUUACUGACUGACAAGCUCCAUAUUAACGUAAUACUCGAGGCAACGGGAUCCAAAAGGCUGGAGGCUUGGUCCGAAGACCUUCUGCAGUCACACUUCGAGAUGCUGUCAAUCUACAUCAAUUAUAGGACGCUAGAUGAAGUCACCCAUCUUAAGGCAUCCAUGAGACCCAUUCUCGAAAAGUUACUUUUUCACGCGAGACUCACGGAGCAGCGCCAAAGGGACCAAGCCGCCGAAUCACGUUCCAUUAGACGCCUUCGACAUGUCACAGAUGCACAUGCCGCCAGCAACAGUGUUCCUCCUGAAGAUGAGUCCGACCGGGAUUAUCAUGAUGCAUUCAAGACUUGGGAGGACAGAUCUGAGGACAUGAUCAUGUCCAUUGCCGAUCUCCCAUGGCACCAGGUGUCAAACUCAGACUACGUCCCAUCUAUUCUGAACGAGAGCCGCGAUGGUGCAAGCGUUGUGCCGACCGUUCGCGAUUUGGGAGAACCGAAUGGAGCAUCCUCUUGGUCGAGGCGUUUCCCGAAUCUUUUGCACAUCGAAGAGAUACCGGAUGAGUCUCCCCAACAAGACGUGACAGAAGACAUUUUCGAUUGGUGCAAAGAACAAGGUUUUCCUGUCAAGGGUUCCAGUUUCAGGUACGAUCUCAUCUGUGAGACGGCUCCCGUCGCGCUGAAGGGCACUCCACCUCUGCACCAAGCUAUCAAGACAAACAACAUGGCUGUGUUGGAGAAGAUGUUAUCGCAGGAUUGCAAUAUCGAGGUCCGUUUGGAAGACGGGAGCCAGGACCUAACGCCCUUUCUCCUGGCAUGUUCUGAGCUGAACGCCGCCGCGGUCAAGCUCCUUCUUACCAAAGGUGCGAAGGCUGAUGCGACCGAUCGUUCGGGUAAGACAGGUCUUCACCUGUGCCAGAGUUCGAAAUUUGAGGGAAGACGCGUCGCAAAGCUUCUUCUCGGGGACUCAAGGGCCGAGGCCCUGGAUGUCAAUGCCCAAGAUCAAUUUGGCAUGACUGCCGCACACAUAGCUGCUCGAGUUGGAGAUGUGAAAAUGCUGGAGUACCUGUUGCUAGAUCAAUAUGGCAAAAAGGUUGCCGACGCAAACGCACAGCAGCAAGAUGGGUCGACGCCACUAAUGGUCGCCCUGAAAUCCAACAUAGCCAACAAGAAACAGGUCAUCGAUGUGCUAUCGAGAUGUAGCGACCUGAGGGUCAAGAACAAGAACGGCGAAGAUGCUAAGGAAGUGGCUGCGAAGCAUAGCCCAAAAGACGUUCGCAAGCACUUGCUCGCUCGCAUGGAUCAAGACAGCACAAGGUCUCGGCGGAUAAGCGAAUCUACAACGGUUGUCUCGGGGAUUUCAGUACAAAUGAGCGAGGAGUCGUGCAGUGGCUGUAGGCGACACUGUCCUCAAUUGAAGGACUGCAAGCUCAGUAUCGGGGAUUCGGCGUUUUCGCAGGAUUGGAAAAGGUCACUGAGGAAGUACUCGAAUGAUCAGUCUAGUAUAGCAAUGGGCAGUAGUUCAAGUAUACGGCAGGCUCGAUAA